Messenger RNA from Camelina sativa (false flax), 3823 nucleotides. The record is from RefSeq and is a predicted model, not a curated record. NCBI's taxonomy places the organism in Eukaryota, Viridiplantae, Streptophyta, Magnoliopsida, Brassicales, Brassicaceae.
CCACAGCCAAAUCAGGUUGCGAGGGUAUUACACCUUAUGUAUAGGUUAGUUGUACAGCCGAAUGCUGCAAGAGCUCAGAUGUUUGCAGAGGUAUUUAUAACAUCCGGUGGGAUAGAAACACUUCUUGUUCUGCUGCAGCGAGAAACUAAAACUGGUGAGGAUAGUGUUUUAGCUAUGGGUAAGAGUGGAACAAGGUCAUCAACUGAUCAAAGUGAAAAGAGUCAGAACAACGGGUCUGGUUCUGUAAAAAAGUUGGAUUCCGGUGUUGACCCUUCUGGUCCUGAUGGAAAUUCUGUUGAGGAUGAUAAUGUAGGGUCUCCGAAUGAACCAGCAUCAGAUCCACAAGAAAAUGAGCAUGUAUUUUCAUCUGUCAUUUGUGAUAAUGACUCGAUUUCCAUUACCAAUUCCAUAGAUACGGAGAGAAUAUUGUCUGUUUCUGAAAUUGGUGGUAUAAGUCUUUCGAUUAGUGCUGAUAGUGCAAGAAAUAACGUGUACAAUGUUGACAAUAGUGAUGCUGUUGUCGUUGGGAUCAUUAGAUUGAUUGGUGCUUUAAUUUCUAGUGGGCACCUAACAUUUGAUUCGGUUGCCCGUUCUGAUUUGACAAGUAACAUUCUGGGUAGUGGACUCCAUGAAAAUGGAGGAACGAUGUUUGAUGAUAAAGUCGCAUUGCUCCUAUUUGCUUUGCUGAAAGCAUUUCAAUCUGCUCCAAACAGGCUGAUGACUGACAACGUCUAUACAACUUUGCUUGGAGCCUCGAUCAAUGCUUCAUCAACAGAAGAUGGCCUUAACUUUUAUGAUUCAGGUCAUCGCUUUGAACACUCCCAACUUUUGUUAGUCCUCCUGCGGUCUCUACCAUCUGCGUCCAUGGCUCUACAAAGCCGAGCACUUCAGGAUCUUCUCUUUUUGGCUUGUAGUCAUCCGGAAAAUAGAAGCAGUCUGACAAAAAUGGAAGAAUGGCCUGAGUGGAUCUUGGAGAUUUUGAUCUCGAAUUAUGAGAAAGAUGCUGGGAAACAGUCUGCUUCAGCGGGUUCUUCUGAGGUAGAAGAUCUAAUUCACAACUUCUUGAUCAUAAUGUUGGAACAUUCAAUGCGCCAAAAAGAUGGUUGGAAGGAUAUCGAGGCUACAAUUCAUUGUGCAGAGUGGCUUUCUAUCGUUGGUGGUUCUAGCACUGGAGAGCAAAGAAUUAGGCGUGAGGAGUCAUUACCAAUUUUCAAAAGAAGACUUUUUGGUGGUUUGCUAGACUUUGCUGCCAGAGAACUGCAGGCUCAGACUCAAGUUAUUGCUGCAGCAGCUGCUGGUGUUGCUGCAGAGGGUCUAGCACCAAAAGAUGCAAAGGCUGGAGCAGAAAAUGCUGCUCAGCUUUCUGUCUUUCUGGUGGAAAAUGCAAUCGUGAUUUUGAUGCUCGUCGAAGAUCAUUUGAGGUUACAAAGCAAACAAACUUGUACAACAAAUGCAGUUGAUGCUUCUCCGUCUCCUCUUUCUCUUGUUUCUCUUAAAAAUCGUACAAGCACACUGACAGCGAUCGGAGAAUCGUCAGAGAUUUCUAGCAGUCGCGCUUCACUGUCAAGUGAUUCAGGGAAGGUCCCUUUGGAUAUACUCGCUUCAAUGGCUGAUUCAAGUGGACAGAUUUCUGCAGUCGCAAUGGAGCGCCUUACUGCUGCCUCUGCAGCUGAACCUUAUGAAUCUGUUUCCUGUGCUUUUGUUUCAUAUGGUAGCUGUGCCAUGGAUUUGGCUGAGGGUUGGAAGUAUAGGAGUCGAUUGUGGUAUGGUGUUGGCUUUCCCCCUAAAACUAGUUCUUUUGGUGGUGGUGGCAGUGGUUCAGACUCUUGGAAAUCUACUUUAGAAAAAGAUACUCAUGGAAACUGGAUUGAACUUCCCUUGGUUAAAAAAUCUGUAUCCAUGCUUCAAGCUUUGCUGUUAGAUGAGUCCGGACUCGGAGGUGGCCUUGGAAUAGGUGGAGGAUCUGGUACUGGGAUGGGAGGGAUGACAGCCCUCUACCAGUUGCUGGACAGUGAUCAGCCUUUCUUAUGCAUGCUUCGAAUGGUGCUUCUGUCUAUGAGGGAAGAAGACUAUGGUGAAGAUAAUAUGCUAAUGAGAAAUCUAAGUUCUGAACGUUCUUCCGGGAAUUCAGGUACAUUAGAUAGCGGUUCUCUAAUGUCUAUGCGACAAUCCCGAUCAGCUUUAUUGUGGAGUGUGCUCUCUCCUAUCCUAAACAUGCCAAUAUCCGAUUCAAAGAGGCAGAGAGUACUGGUUACUGCCUGUGUUCUCUAUUCUGAGGUAUGGCAUGCUAUCAGCAGAGACAGAAGACCACUUCGUAAGCAGUAUAUAGAGGCUAUUUUACCACCAUUUGUUGCAGUCCUCCGGAGAUGGCGACCUCUUUUGGCUGGCAUUCAUGAACUUGCCACUGCUGAUGGUAUGAAUCCCCUUGUCGUUGAUGAUCGUGCCUUGGCUGCUGAUGCGCUUCCCGUUGAGGGUGCUCUUUCUAUGGUUACUCCGGAGUGGGCUGCUGCUUUUGCUUCACCGCCUGCUGCAAUGGCUCUAGCAAUGAUAGCUGCAGGGGCAGCUGGCUGGGAAGCCCCGCCACCUCCUACAGCUUCACAUUUUAGGCGAGACUCUUCUAUGCUUGAGCGUAAGACUGCCAAACUUCAGACCUUUUCAAGCUUCCAGAAACCACUGGAGCCUCCAAACAACAAUGCACCACCUCGACCAAGGGAUAAAGCUGCUGCAAAAGCGGCAGCUUUGGCAGCUGCACGAGAUCUUGAACGGAAUGCAAAGAUUGGUUCAGGAAGAGGUCUGAGUGCUGUUGCAAUGGCUACUUCUGCGCAGCGGAGGAAUAUCGGUGACAUGGAGCGUUUACAGAGAUGGAACACUUCCGAAGCUAUGGGAGUGGCAUGGAUGGAAUGUCUCCAACCAAUGGAUACAAAAUCAGUUUAUGGAAAAGAUUUCAAUGCUUUGUCGUACAAAUUUAUUGCUGUACUGGUGGCAAGUUUUGCUUUAGCACGUAACAUGCAAAGAUCAGAGAUUGAUAGGCGUAUGCAAGAUGAUAUCAUUGCGGCAACUCGCCUAUGCUUGGGAAGCCGUGGUUGGCGCAAAUUAAUUCGUUACUUGGCAGAAAUGAGAUGCUUUUUUGGGCCUUUUGGAAAUGAAAUAUGCAGUCCUGAACGCGUUUUUUGGAAACUUGAUUCUAUGGAAAGCUUUUCAAGGAUGAGACAGUGUAUAAGGAGGGAUUAUUCUGGGACUGAUCAUCUCGGGGCAGCAGCAAACUAUGACGAUCAGACAGACACAAAAAGUGAUAAUGGUAGCAAGGGUUCUGCAUCGAAUCCUCCUGUUCUUGCUGCUGAAGUUAUAUCAAUGGAAAUAGCGUAUGAAGAUGAUGAACAUGGAGAGGGUGAUCAUCUUGAUAUCAAAGGCCAUGCUGAAGAACAUAGAAGGGAAAAUGAAGAGAGAAUAUCUGGUUCACAUGAGCAUGCAUCCAGAAAUUCAGCAGGGACUAGUGAUCCUCGAACUUCAAAUGACCAUGAAAUGGUCCGAGAUUCUUCAGCAGUAGCACCUGGCUUUGUUCCCAGUGAAGUUGAUGAAAGGAUCCUUCUUGAGUUUCCCACAUCAAUGGUCCGGCCACUAAGGGUUGUGAAAGGAACCUUUCAAAUUACAACACGGAGGAUAAAUUUUAUUGUUGACAACAGAGAAAGCCAGAAUUUGACUGAUCACUCUUAUGGAUCCCAAUCACGUGACCAAGAAAAGGAUCGUAGUUGGCCAAUGUCUUCUCUUCAUCAGAUUUAUAGCCGGAGAUAUCUCCUGAGAAGGAGCGCCUUGGAACUCUUUA